Messenger RNA from Artibeus jamaicensis (Jamaican fruit-eating bat), 1608 nucleotides. It is a transcript of the gene SYT5, whose product is annotated as synaptotagmin 5. Gene Ontology annotation, biological process: calcium ion-regulated exocytosis of neurotransmitter; regulation of dopamine secretion; cellular response to calcium ion. Bases 75 to 1238 code for a protein of 387 amino acids. Gene Ontology annotation, molecular function: clathrin binding; syntaxin binding; phosphatidylserine binding. The record is from RefSeq and is a predicted model, not a curated record. Gene Ontology annotation, cellular component: axon; dense core granule; synaptic vesicle membrane. Lineage: Eukaryota; Metazoa; Chordata; Mammalia; Chiroptera; Phyllostomidae. The transcript is spliced from 8 exons.
GGUUGCACUGGGUGGGCGUGGGGGUCUAGGGCGCUUUGGUGCCUCCGCAGAAAGGACCCUAGGACCCCGCUGCCAUGUUUCCGGAGCCCUCAACCCCCGGGCUUCCAACGCCGGAUACGCCUCCGGACUCGAGUCGCCUCAACCACGGCCCUGUGCCCCCCUGGGCCCUGGCCACAAUCGUGCUGGUCUCAGUCCUCCUCGUCUUCAGCUGCUGUUUUUGUCUGUACCGGAAGCGUUGUCGGAGGCGGAUGGGCAAGAAAACCCAGGCCCAAGCCCAGGUCCACCUUCAGGAAGUGAAGGAGCUGGGCCGGAGUUACAUCGACAAGGUGCAACCGGAAGUGGAAGAGCUGGAGCCGACCCUGUCGGGGCCCGGGCAGCAGCAGGUGGCAGAGAAGCACGAGCUAGGAAGACUGCAGUACUCGCUGGAUUAUGAUUUCCAGACUGGCCAGCUGCUGGUGGGCGUCCUGCAAGCUGAGGGUUUGGCUGCCUUGGAUCUGGGUGGCUCUUCAGACCCGUAUGUGCGGGUUUACCUGCUGCCCGACAAGCGGAGGCGGCACGAGACCAAGGUGCAUCGGCAGACACUGAACCCGCACUUUGAGGAGACCUUUGCCUUCAAGGUGCCCUACGUGGAGCUGGGAGGCAGGGUACUGGUCAUGGCGGUGUACGACUUCGACCGCUUCUCCCGCAACGAUGCCAUCGGGGAGGUCCGGAUCCCCAUGAGCUCCGUGGACCUGGGGAGACCAGUGCUGGCCUGGCGGGAGCUACAGGCUGCUCCGCGGGAGGAGCAGGAGAAACUAGGGGACAUCUGCUUCUCCCUCCGCUAUGUCCCCACUGCUGGAAAACUCACCGUCAUCGUCCUGGAGGCUAAAAACCUGAAGAAGAUGGACGUAGGAGGGCUGUCAGAUCCCUAUGUCAAGGUCCACCUGCUGCAGGGAGGCAAAAAGGUGCGGAAAAAGAAAACGACCAUCAAGAAGAACACCCUGAAUCCCUAUUACAACGAGGCCUUCAGCUUCGAGGUGCCCUGUGACCAGGUCCAGAAGGUGCAGGUGGAGCUGACCGUGCUGGACUACGACAAGCUUGGCAAGAACGAGGCCAUCGGGAGGGUGGCUGUAGGGGCAGCGGUCGGCGGGGCUGGCCUCCGGCACUGGGCAGACAUGCUGGCCAACCCGCGGCGGCCCAUUGCCCAGUGGCACUCGCUGCGGCCCCCUGACCGAGUGAGGCCACUGCCUGUGCCCUGAUCCCACCCUAAAGCCCCUGACCCCAGACUUCUGGCCAAAGCCCUGCCCAGGCCCACCUUUAAGCGUUCUCUGAGCACGAACCCCCACCCUUACCCCUCCACCGAAGCCAUUGGGCCCAUUCCUGCCUCCUCACCCCAUUAUACCGAUCAUGAUAACUUGCCAAAUUCCCCACCACACAUACCCAGAAGCCCCAGGGCCCCUGGAGGAGCAGAGCAGUUUGGCCUUCCCCCAACCCACCCACGGUCCCACCCUCUGCUUUGACAAUCAGUAAUCCCCUCAGACUGUCCCCUUUGCCCUACACAGGAUCACAACCCUGUCCCCAGUCUCAUUCCAGUGGCUCCUGGGGGCAAAUAAAUACUCAGCAACUUUG